Staurois parvus is the source of this 435-nucleotide messenger RNA. The record is from the annotation of a GenBank genome assembly. NCBI's taxonomy places the organism in Eukaryota, Metazoa, Chordata, Amphibia, Anura, Ranidae.
CUCCUCUCCUGUACAUACCGAUCACUGUCAUACCUCCCACACUCCUCUCCUGUACAUACCGAUCACUGUCAUACCCCCCCACACUCCUCUCCUGUACAUACCGAUCACUGUCAUACCUCCCUCCACUCCUCUCCUGUACAUACCGAUCACUGUCAUACCCCCCAUACUCCUCUCCUGUACAUACCGAUCACUGUCAUACCCCCCACACUCCUCUCCUGUACAUACCGAUCACUGUCAUACCUCCACACUCCUCUCCUGUACAUACCGAUCACUGUCAUACCUCCGUACUCCUCUCCUGUACAUACCGAUCACUGUCAUACCUCCCGUACUCCUCUCCUGUACAUACCGAUCACUGUCAUACCUCCGUACUCCUCUCCUGUACAUACCGAUCACUGUCAUACCUCCGUACUCCUCUCCUGUACAUACCGAUCACUG